UCCCACCUGUAACAGAAUUCUCUCAGCAAGUGAAGUGGCCGCGAAGAAAGGAAGCUUCUGUUCACCAUAUCUAUCUCUCUUCCCACUCACUCACUAAUCAAUUAAUGAUGAUGAUGAAAAGAGCAGAAAUCGAUACCACCGCCCCUUUCAAGUCCGUCAAGGAGGCCGUCGCCUUGUUCGGCGAGAAAGUUCUCGCCAGCGGAGUUUACGCCAACAAACUCAAAGAGAUUAAUAUGCAGAUAGAAAACAAUGUGAAAGAAUAUGAAAAAAUUCCUAUGCCUAUCACCAUAGAGUUGGAGGAAACAAAGCAAAGACUUGAAGAGGCACAAGAAGAUCGAAUGCUAAUGGCAACUUGUCUUUCUUCUCUACAACAAGAACUCGAACGCACCAAAUACGAGCUACAACAACUUAAACAAAACUCCAAAAAUCACCCUGGCAUCGAAGAGGAUUUUGAAUUCAUAGAAGAUGUCACCAAAUUUGAAGUGAAACCUGAGAGUACAAGUCACAAUGCAACAUCCGAACUAGAAUUUCAGAAGAAAAGAUACGUGACAUUUGCAAAUCCACCUUCGGUUGCACAAGUUAUGAUACAACCAUGUGAUGCCACUGUGCUAGAACGGCAUCCUUCUUUGAGAAAGAAGAAAAAGAAGGCCUUGAUCCCAUUGAUUGGUGGGAUUUUUACCAAAAAGAAAAACAUAAUCCAUGUUUAAUCGAUAUAUGUUUAACUUCAAUAAAAGGAGAGUUUAUGGAAGUUAAGUGACUUUGAAUGUAUGAUCUUGAGAAAGUUUUCUUGUAAUAAGGAACGGUAUGAACAUAACUAAAACCAAGUGUUUUGUGGGGUUGUUUUAUAUGCUAAAAUAGCAAAGAUAUGUGAGGAGUACGACUUUAAUAAUGCGAGG
This is a messenger RNA of Lactuca virosa, 896 nucleotides long. Lineage: Eukaryota; Viridiplantae; Streptophyta; Magnoliopsida; Asterales; Asteraceae. The record is from the annotation of a GenBank genome assembly.